UUUUUCCCUGCCGCUUUGUUGCUUUUAUGACUGCCAUGCGAAGGAAACAUUUCUGUUUUGCUGUGGGCCUAAUAGUUUAUUCAAAAUCGGUUGUUUGAGGGAAGGAUGCGGGACUUCAGUGUAAAAACGGAAACGUCACUUCAUUGAAAGCAGCGAUUGUGCCGGUUUGCUGUCUCAUUGUAGCUAACCCAGCUAGCUUCUCACGAUGACUGGCAGUAAGCAGAUGGAGAUGGGGGAGAGUAAAGGUGGAUCAGGUCUGCGGCAGUACUACUUAUCUAAGAUAGAAGAGUUGCAGUUGACUGUGAACGAGAAGAGUCAGAAUCUCAGACGUCUGCAGGCACAGAGAAAUGAGCUCAAUGCCAAAGUGCGUCUCCUUCGUGAGGAGCUGCAGCUACUACAGGAACAGGGAUCCUAUGUGGGAGAGGUGGUGAGGGUCAUGGACAAAAAGAAAGUGCUAGUUAAGGUGCAUCCAGAGGGAAAGUUUGUGGUGGAUGUGGACAAAAACAUUGACAUCAAUGAUGUGACUCCAAACUGUCGUGUAGCUCUGCGUAACGACAGCUACACCUUGCACAAGAUCCUUCCUAACAAGGUGGACCCUCUGGUGUCCCUCAUGAUGGUGGAGAAGGUGCCGGACUCCACCUAUGAAAUGAUCGGCGGCCUGGAUAAGCAGAUCAAGGAGAUCAAAGAAGUGAUUGAGCUGCCCGUCAAACACCCCGAGCUGUUCGAGGCUUUAGGCAUUGCCCAGCCCAAGGGAGUGCUGCUCUAUGGCCCCCCAGGUACAGGGAAGACCCUCCUUGCCAGAGCUGUGGCCCAUCACACUGACUGCACCUUCAUCAGGGUGUCUGGAUCAGAGCUGGUCCAGAAAUUUAUCGGAGAGGGUGCCCGUAUGGUGCGAGAACUCUUUGUCAUGGCGAGAGAGCAUGCUCCGUCCAUCAUCUUCAUGGAUGAGAUAGACUCCAUCGGCUCAUCUCGGCUGGAGGGAGGCUCAGGCGGGGACAGUGAGGUGCAGAGGACGAUGCUGGAGCUGCUCAAUCAGCUGGAUGGCUUCGAAGCAACCAAGAACAUCAAGGUCAUCAUGGCCACUAACCGUAUUGACAUCUUGGAUUCAGCUCUGCUCCGGCCAGGCAGGAUUGACAGGAAGAUCGAGUUUCCGCCUCCCAACGAAGAGGCCCGUCUGGAUAUCCUGAAGAUCCACUCCAGGAAGAUGAAUCUGACUCGCGGCAUUAACCUGAGGAAGAUUGCAGAGUUGAUGCCUGGAGCUUCUGGUGCUGAGGUUAAGGGCGUCUGCACAGAGGCAGGGAUGUAUGCUCUGAGAGAACGGAGAGUGCACGUCACUCAGGAGGACUUUGAGAUGGCGGUGGCAAAGGUCAUGCAGAAAGACAGUGAGAAGAACAUGUCCAUCAAGAAGCUUUGGAAGUAAAAGGCCUUGUGUAUUCUUGCACACAAUGCAACCACAUAUGUAUAUUUCCCUUUUGUUUAUGGUUUAUAAUUGUUUCAUGAGUGUGAUCCAUCAGUAAAAUAGUUUCCCCAAUAAA
Messenger RNA from Neolamprologus brichardi, 1535 nucleotides. RefSeq names its product proteasome 26S subunit, ATPase 5 (gene psmc5). Lineage: Eukaryota; Metazoa; Chordata; Actinopteri; Cichliformes; Cichlidae. Gene Ontology annotation, molecular function: ATP binding; ATP hydrolysis activity. The record is from RefSeq and is a predicted model, not a curated record.